Molecule: messenger RNA, 314 nt
Organism: Exaiptasia diaphana
Lineage: Eukaryota; Metazoa; Cnidaria; Anthozoa; Actiniaria; Aiptasiidae
Product: syntaxin-binding protein 1
Exons: 4
Biological process (GO): vesicle-mediated transport
Source: RefSeq, a predicted model, not a curated record
GAUUUAAAAUGGUGAUGUAUUUGAUAUCAACAGUACAUACUGAACUUCCACUUAGCAGAGGAUUGUAUGAAGCACUACCAAGAAACAGCUGACAAGUUGUGUGGUGUGGAACAGGACUUGGCUACAGGGUUGGAUAAUAACCAUGAGAAAAUCAAAGACCCAAUGAGAAACAUUGUGCCAUUGUUACUGGACAAAAAUGUCAGCAUUCAUGAUAAAAUUAGGAUCAUCCUUCUAUACAUUUUGUUUAAAAAUGGAAUUUCAGAGGAGAAUUUGACUAAACUUUGUCAACAUGCACAAAUACCUCAAGCCGAUAG